AGGCAUGUGGUGUUGUAGUUGAAUUAAUUAAAUCAAAGAAAAUGGCAGGUCGUGCAAUUCUCCUUGCUGGACCUCCCGGGACUGGGAAAGUAAGUAUCAUGUGAAAUAUUUGAUGAUUAAGGUUUCACUAAAUAAUGUAGUUUAUUUCCUCUUACUGAACUCCUUAGCUCUUGUCGCUCAUCUUUUGCAAUGAUGAAGAUCCAGCCUUACCGAUUAAAUGUUUUGCUAAAAAAGAAUAAUUAUAAAUAAUUAUAGUGUUUUUAAAAAGUGAUUUUCGGAUGCAACUCUUUAGAUAACUUGUAUAUGAACAUUUAUUGUCCCUAACUGUUGGCAUUACGUAUUUACCAUAAUAAUUAGAACAUAAGAUGAAAUAUGCUGCAUCAGAAUAGUGAAUAUAGAUAUACAUGUGGUUGCCCAUCUGUUGAAUAAAGCUUUUAUCACUAAUUGUGAAUAUGCACGGUUUUCUUUGAUUCAAACUGUCCAUCAAAUGCCAUACAUGUACUGAAACUGUGGGGGCAGGCUGGGGUGAUGAAUACAAUUUAAUUUUCAUUUGUGGAAGAUUUCUUGAAAGGGAAUGAAUCGAAACUGAAAAAAGAUGUAACUGUACUUUGAGAAGAACUACGUCUUUGUUCUGUUUAGAUUGAGUGGCUAUCGAGAAAUCUUCCUCAAAGUUUAACGAUGCACAUAAUAUUUCUAUCAUAGACUGCCCUUGCGUUGGCUAUUGCUCAAGAGUUGGGACCCAAAGUUCCAUUUUGUCCCAUGGUCGGCAGUGAAGUCUAUUCAGCAGAAAUUAAGAAGACUGAAGUUUUGAUGGAAAAUUUUCGAAGAGCAAUCGGUAUUUUAGCGUUUGUAGCUUUAAUAGAAUUGUGUUAAUAAAGACUAGACUAUUUUGGAAUUUUUGUCAGAGAGAGCUAGUACAACUAUGUACCUGAAAAACAUAAGCAGAACUUCAACAUUUUGAGCGAAGCCACUUCGUCGGGAGUUCUGUUAGUAGGUUAGGCUAUGGCGAAGCCUCCGCGAAGGGCCUUUGUAAAAAUAUUGAAGUUCUGCUUAAUAUUUUUCAGAUAGUUGUAUCUCUUUCAAUUCACAGCUGUCUUGGUUUUGUUGGAACCUUGACUGGCAGUUUGGCACCAACCAUUCGAGACUAUCUUGUAUAUUUUAAGUAUUUGACUUUAUUGUCUCACUUGUUGCGUUUGCAGUUGUUUAUUCUUUUGGAAAUCAGCAAAAAUUUAUUUUUUUGUUAUGGCUAUUAAUUUAGUGUUUGUGCUAUAAAAUGGUGUUUUUAACUUUCUUCUGUUAUAUAGGUUUACGUAUUAAAGAGACUAAAGAGGUUUAUGAAGGAGAGGUUACUGAGCUUACUCCGUGUGAGACAGAAAAUCCUUUGGGAGGUAAAAAAAUCCCCGCUUUGGUUUUUACUUUUAUUGUCACAACAGUGGCUUCUAAACUUGGAAAGUGUGAAGCUGUGUAAAUUGCCCCACGCCCCUGGGAAUCUUGGAAAACUAGAUUUUUACAUUAGUCCUAAUUAAAAGUCCUGGAAUUUCAAAGUGACCCCUGAAAACCCCUGGAAAACUAUAUUUGUUUGUAAGAUACUGUUAAACAUUCUGUUUAAAUAGAAUUGAUUACAAAACUUUUUUGUGCUUAGCAUAUAUCGAUCUUUGUCGAUAGUGAUACAGCCAUUUUCGUCCAAGUACAAACCGCAAACAUUUUCGCGCGUUUGUUUACGUUUGAAACGGGGCGUUUACCGUUGGAAACUGAAAUGUUUCACCGCUCAUGUGACGUGUCACAUUGAAAAGCCUUAAGCUAUUUUUGGCGCAACUGUCAUGUUUUGAUGUGCCUCCGUGCACGUUUCAAUAUGUCCAAGCCCAUGAUAAUACGUUCUAGUCACAAAAAGUAUGAAUAUAAACAAGUUUGGUCGCUCUUACAAUAUCGUGAGCUUGGAAAUACUGAAAAGUACACGAAAGCACAUCAAAACAUGAAAAAUAACUGAAUUAGGCUUUUCACUAUAACACGUCGCAUGAGCAGUGAAACAUUCCGUUUCCAACGGUAAACGCCACGUUUCAAACGUAAACAAACGCGCGAAAAUGUUUGCGGUUUGUGCUUGGACGAAAAUGGCUGUAUUACAGUACUUGAAAGUGAUAUUUAAAAACAUUUAUCAACUUCUUGGCAAAAGUAGUUUUGUCAUAUUUCCAAUACAUCUGGAAAGCGAGAAAAAGUCCUUGAAUCCUGAAUGAUUUUUUAGGAUAUGGUAAAACAGUGAGUCAUGUUGUUAUUGGAUUGAAAACUGCCAAAGGAACAAAGCAGCUCAAGGUUCGCCAUCACGUAACUAACAAAUGCUGAAUAAAAUUUUCUGGUUAAAUAAAAUUGUAAAUACAGUCAUACUAUAUUCUGUUUUGAAAUUUGCAGUUGGAUCCAUCAAUAUACGAAACACUCCAGAAAGAGAAAGUUGAAGUUGGUGACGUCAUUUACAUAGAAGCCAAUAGCGGAGCUGUCAAGGUGGAUAUUUUCUCCUGCUUAUAUAUAAUUGUACAAGAAGAAUAUUUAGGCCCCAGUUACACGAUACUGGAUUCGCUUUUUACGCCGUUCAGGAGUAAUGUCUGCCCACAAAAUUUCCCCUUGCAGGGUGCGAUAAUUCGCGUACUUACGACGUACCGGAGGUACGCCAGUAUUACGGUCUGGUACUUCUUAAAUGUUCCUUGUACCUACCUGGUACGUGCCAGAAAACAAAGAAGUUCUUUGUUUUCUGGCACGUACCAGGUAGGUAUGCGGAACUUUUUGCUGGUGCCACAUGACCUUUCCAAGCCCAAGGUCUUCAUUACCGUAAUGUAAUUGGUAUUAUCAUGUGUCUGAGAUGUCGUGGCAUGAAACAUUAUUGGCCGGAUGGCACUAAGAAACGUUGGAGUCGACUGUUUGUAUAUGCAAUUGUGCUUCUUUUUCUACCUCGUUGUCUGAACCAUAGAUAUCUUAUAUACACUAGAUAGUGCAUCUAAUUAUUCUGCAAUUCCAAAAUUGAAGCCGUGAUUGCAGUCUCAGGUCGUUCCCAUGAGAUAAGAAGAUUCGUAUGUUUUCUAUUUCAUAAACAGGGAACUUAAACCUUAAGUUAACCCUAUUCAAAAUACAUUUUUAAACUAUUCAAAUGAUGAAAGUUAUUGUUGUUUUUAAGUGUUUAUUAGCAAGUGGGAACGACCAACAUGGCCGCCAUCUAUUCAAAUGGGGGUAACCGCUGGAAUAUUCUUGGCUUCAAUUUUACUAAAAGAGAUGCGCUAUCUAGUGUAUAUAAGAUAUCUAUGGUCUGCACGUAUUUUUCAGAAACCUGUACUUUAUGAACCUUAUUUUUAUUACUAAGUACACAUUGAGUACUGAGUUUGUACUAGCUCAAGUACGUGGCAACAAACAUUGGCGUACCAGUCAGGUACGACUAAAAAUCUUGAAUUAUCGCACCCAGUUAACCCCUUUAACAGUUUUUUGUUUUAAUUUGUCUUACUGUGUUAUCGCAAUGUUAAGUGUGAAUGUGAAACCGUUAAAUUCGAUGUCUGGACAAUGAAGUUCGUUAUCGUGCAACUGGGGCCUCAGAUACAUAAUUUACGCAAAAGUCAGUUUUAUUGUACAAACGCAAACCAUAUUUGUAUUUUUUCUAUAGCGUCAAGGACGUUCAGAUACGUUUGCAACAGAAUUCGAUCUUGAGGUAAAUUCACUAAGUUAAAUUUCUUUGUUUUGCCCUUCUGGCCAGAACCCGAAGUGACAUAAUGUACGCCAUGUUUCCUAGAUGUUGAAGAACAGCAGGGAAUAUCGAACUCACUUAUUUGCUUUUAUAAUAGUUAUAUAUAGAAACAGCCGAAAUACGGAAAUAUCAAAACUGCGGAUGCUUCCUUUCACUUGAAGAAACGUGUCAUGUCUUCACGUCAAAAUGUCCAGGAAUGCAGUCAUUCUUAACGUUGUGAAGUCGACAUCGUGGCAAUGGCGACAUCUAAUUUGUCCGCAAGAAAUUACGCUGAAAUGGCUAAUAAUAAUAGUUUGAAAUAUCGACAAAAAAAGGUGCAGGAAUGUAGUUGCAUUGAUUCCUGAACAUUUUGACACAAAAACACGGCACUUUUUUCGGGCGAGGGGAAACUUUCGCGGUUUUGGCAAAUAUCGGCUAAAAUUGUGUCUGCUUGUUUACGUCUGUUGGAAAUCUUAGAAUAUCGUGGAUUUCAUUUGAGUCUUGGAAAUGUCCUGGAAUCCUGCACUAGCUCCUGGAAACCCUGAAAAAUUAUUCAUCGUUCUUGAAUGCCAAUGAUUACAGUACCUAAAACUUGCAUUGUGAUUGCUCAUUUUUCUAAUAAGUAAAUAGCUCUGAAGAUGUCCUGGAAAAUUACCAUAUACUUACCUUCUUGCAACUAUUGUUGUUGGAGAGUUGUCUGUUGCUGUUUCUGCAUGCUAUACUCUUGUUCUUGCGCCUGUAUGUUAGGUUGUCGGUUUUGUUUUUUCUAUAGAUAUAUCCAUGUUAUUAUUGUUGACGUAUUUCAGGCAGAGGAGUAUGUUCCUUUACCAAAAGGCGAUGUUCACAAGAAGAAAGAGUUAGUUCAAGACGUAACGUUACAUGAUCUUGAUGUUGCAAAUGCAAGACCUCAGGUUUGUCAUUUUAAACAUUAAAUACACUCUUCAAAGAUUUUGCUUCCUGGGGAAUACCAGGAUUUUGGGAAUGUCACUCGAUACAACUCAAUGUUAAAGGUUUUGUAGAUGGAAAUCUCGAGUAUGAUUUUAUACAUUCUGUAAACCUAACCAGGAACAGCUGCGAAAUAUGCAACUUACUACUAGCUUGACCCCUAAACCCUGCCAGGGGCAGUAUUUUGCCACUUGUAGACUGUAGCUCCCUCUAGUGAUUAUGCAUUUGCUCAAUGGUCGCACCCAAGCCACGACCAAGGCUUGAUGAGCACCCCCCUGCCUACCAAAUCUGAUCUUAUCCAUCUCUGGGUUUUCUAACAUUAAUGCUUAUUACUCUAGGGUGGUUCAGAUAUAAUGUCUAUGAUGGGGCAACUCAUGAAACCGAAGAAAACUGAAAUUACAGGUGUGAAAUAUUCAUCGGAAAUCUUUACCUCAAUGUUAAUGAAAACAUACACUGUAAACACUGUACAUAAUUUUUUUCAUGUUUUCUAAAUCACGUUCCUUUGCUUUUAGAUAAAUUACGAAAAGAGAUUAACAAGGUAAAUAUUGUUUUCAAAACUUCAUGAAGAUCCACUAUAUAAAGUACAAAAUAAAGGAAACUUUCAUUUUAAUAUCGACGUUAAUUAUGACUUUACUGUAGUAUCCUGAUGAUGACUGAAUAGUAGUCGAAACGUCGAUAUUAAAUUGAAAAUAAAAUUGUUUGGAGUUUCCUUUAUUUUGUACUCAGUCACUGGUUAGUUGAAAUACUUCACGUGUCAUCUCACUUUGUGAGAGACGUUCAGUACUGACGGUAUACUGCACCUUAAGGCCACUCAUGGCCAAUGGGUAGGAAUUCUGUUGUUGCAUCUCCAGAGCCCAAAGUGACAAGAUGUUGCAUUAAUAAAGAAACAUCAGUUAUUUCAUUCUGUAGGAUUCCAUAUGAAUUCACCUUCUAAAGGUUGUCUAGCAGGUCUGGCUAAUAGAAAUACAUUUGAGUCUAUAUGUUGUCAACAAGAAGAUAGAUUUUUAAAGUCCAGUUAGGAUAAAACGUCUAAUAAAUGGAAAAGUUUGAUUUGUUAAGCGCAGUUUAGAGUGUGAUGGAGAACCGUUUGAGCUAUAUCUGUAUUUCUUUAACUAUGGUUUUGUUUUAAUGAUGAAGCCGUUUUUCACCAAGCAAAUUUGUUCUCGCGCGCCAGGCAACAAACGAAUUUCGGCAAUAUAUGAUUGGUUAGCGUAAACUCCCGCGAAAAUUUUAUCGUUGACGAGUGACAUUGGCAAAAUUUGUUUUCCGUUUCUCUUCACGCGAGCAAAUUCUCCUAGUGGAAAGUUGACUUUAUUUACGUUGUAAAUUUUCAGGUUGUAAAUAAAUAUAUCGAUCAAGGAGUUGCAGAACUAGUCCCUGGAGUGCUGUUUAUCGAUGAAGUAAGGUUAACUACUGUAUAUACACGUUGAAAUUUACUACAAAAGUUCUGUGAAAUCUGUAGAUGAUUUGACUGCCUGAAAAUGCAAACAGAACUGCGAC
This is a messenger RNA of Paramuricea clavata, 6142 nucleotides long. Lineage: Eukaryota; Metazoa; Cnidaria; Anthozoa; Malacalcyonacea; Plexauridae. The record is from the annotation of a GenBank genome assembly.